Bipolaris sorokiniana ND90Pr is the source of this 527-nucleotide messenger RNA. RefSeq lists its product as uncharacterized. Bases 133 to 426 code for a protein of 97 amino acids. The record is from RefSeq and is a predicted model, not a curated record. Lineage: Eukaryota; Fungi; Ascomycota; Dothideomycetes; Pleosporales; Pleosporaceae. The transcript has a single exon.
UGGAGAGCCGGCAUCAUAAUAUCCAUCAUCUCUUCAGGGCGAGCUAGGGUUGGUAGAGUGGCUGUUACAUCCUACACCCAAUGAAGCACCAUCUUAUGGCGAUACCCCAUUUCUAAACCCUGAAAGGGCAUUAUGCAAACUGCAUUCUCCCUACAUUGGUCUUCGACACCCGCAUCCGAAAACAUGUCAAGUGGAGACACUUCCCUUUCGGGAAAACUGUUAGCCAAGGAUGCUAAAGUGCGAGUCCGCCCCCUCGCGGCUCAAAGGAGCUUUUACAUACCAAUGGAAGACGCCAAAUAUAGAGGGCGUUAUUGGUUUUUCCAUCAUUCAAGGAACAGGAUCUUGCACGACUCGCACCCAGGCUUCCCCCCCCCCAUGCCACCUACCACGAUUCCGCAUUUGCGUGACAGUAAGGAUGGCUACUGACAUUCAACGAGAUAUGUAUCCUUAAUUACAUCGUAUUAACCCUGUAUGACCUGCUCAUUUAUAUCGCUUCAUUUAAGAUCGUCAACUUCCUGCGGGGAUGU